Seriola aureovittata is the source of this 7605-nucleotide messenger RNA. RefSeq names its product forkhead box P1b (gene foxp1b). Gene Ontology annotation, cellular component: nucleus. The record is from RefSeq and is a predicted model, not a curated record. Gene Ontology annotation, molecular function: RNA polymerase II cis-regulatory region sequence-specific DNA binding; DNA-binding transcription repressor activity, RNA polymerase II-specific. Gene Ontology annotation, biological process: regulation of transcription by RNA polymerase II. Lineage: Eukaryota; Metazoa; Chordata; Actinopteri; Carangiformes; Carangidae. The coding region runs from base 957 to 3026 and encodes 689 amino acids. The transcript is spliced from 21 exons.
AUCAAAAAAAAAAAAAAAAAAAAAAAAAAAAAAAGAUAGGAGAAUUUUCUGAAAUAAUAGAAGUUCAUUCUGCCUCAGUUGUAAUUAGUCAGCUUAGACAUUUUAGCUUUUCUGACAGCCCCCUCUCUCCUGUCACACUUUCGGCUAAAACUAAUGCAUAUCAUUACAUUUCCCCAUAGAAAGGACCCACUAAGUGCUACUGAAUUGUACUUGUGACCAUGAUGUUUCUAUGAAGGAUCUGCAAUGCAAUGAACGUUGUUUAUCUAGCAGGUGGAUGUGACGUCACGGACUUGGAACAUCAAAACAACAACAUCCAAAUCCGCGAUUCUUCCUUUUUUUCCCCUUCUUUUCUCGGCGUGUUAAAAUCUAAUAACAACAUUAAGAAAGGAGCUCGUGCCUCUCCUUGCGAGACAGACCGGGAGGCAGCGAGUGUGAAACUCCAUAUUUUGCUCCCUUUUCGACGCCCUCGGUAAGAUUAUCUCUUUCUCUCUUUCUCUGUAGUUAAGUUAGUUAGUUAGUCCCCCCACCUCCACCACUACGACCUCGCCACCCAAUACCAAGGCGGGCGGGGUAAUAGGCGAUAUUGUUGGUGUUUACUGUGUGAUUUGUACACAAUCUCGCGUGCACGGGUUCGUCUCAUACUAGCGAAUCGGUACCCUCCGCGUGCGCCUGCUAGCUGCUGUAAAGCGUUUUCCAUUCCGGGCAACAUGGAAAGGAAGUGAAGUUGGUCGCUUUGGGAACAAGCUAAAGUGAAAGUUGAUUACGUUGAACUAGUGUGAGCUGAAUUCUGAUUGGAGGAAUGGAGUGCCAAUCUGUCCUGCACCAGUGAUCAGGCCGGGAGACUCCAGUGGUGACAUCCUGUGGAGCCACAGAUCAAAGGCGAGGAGGCUGUUUCACCACCGCUGGAACUGAAGAUUGCUUUAAAUAAGCAAGUCCUUGUAGAAGGUUUUUAAGUCAUGAUGCAAGAAUCUGGGACGGAGGCGACGAGCAAUGGACCAGCCAGUCAAAAUGGAGGAGCGAGCAUGGAGGGCGGUUCCAGGGAGGGACGACCCAAGAGCGCCACGCCGUCAGUGGAGGUGACUGCAGCUGACCUGCUGCAUCUCCAGCAGCACCAGGCUCUCCAGGUGGCUCGGCAGAUCCUCCUCCAGCAGCAGCAGCAGCAGCAGCAGCAGUCCCAGUCACAUCAACUGCAGUCUCAACAAAACACUGGCCGCAAAUCCCCCAAAGCCAACGACAAGCAGCAAAGCCUCCAGGUUCCAGUGUCAGUGGCUAUGAUGACACCUCAAGUGAUAACUCCACAGCAGAUGCAGCAGAUCCUUCAGCAGCAAGUCCUGAGCCCUCAGCAGCUCCAGGUUCUUCUCCAGCAGCAACAGGCCCUCAUGUUACAGCAGCAGCAACUCCAAGAGUUCUACAAGAAGCAGCAGGAACAGCUCCACCUCCAGCUCCUACAGCAGCAGCAGCAGCAGCAGCAGCAACAGCAGCAGCAGCAGCAUGCAGGCAGCAAGCAGAGUAAAGAGCAGCAGGUGUCAGCGCAGCAGUUGGCCUUCCAGCAGCAGCUCCUGCAGGUCCAGCAGGUCCAGCAGCAGCAUCUGCUCAACCUUCAGAGGCAAGGGCUGCUCACCAUCCAGCCCGGACAGACCGGCCUGCCACUGCACUCCCUCACUCAGGGCAUGAUUCCAGCAGAGCUGCAGCAACUGUGGAAGGAGGUGACAAACGCUCACGUGAAGGAGGAGCACAACAACAGCAGCAACAACGGCCACCGGGGCCUCGACCUGUCCUCCCCGGCACCGCCAAAGAACCCACUUCUCAACCAGCACGCCUCCACCAACGGGCAGUACAUGAGUCACAAGAGAGAAGGAUCCACACUAGAAGAGCAUUCCCCCCACAGUCAUCCUCUCUAUGGUCAUGGUGUUUGCAAGUGGCCUGGAUGUGAGGCAGUGUUUGAUGAUUUCCAGUCAUUCCUCAAGCAUCUUAACAAUGAGCACGCCCUGGAUGACAGGAGCACGGCCCAGUGUCGGGUGCAAAUGCAGGUCGUACAACAGCUGGAGCUGCAGCUAGCGAAAGACAAAGAGCGUCUGCAAGCUAUGAUGACGCACCUUCAUGUCAAGUCCACGGAGCCCAAAGCCACCCCACAGCCGCUCAACUUGGUGUCCAACGUCACAUUGUCUAAGUCGGCCCCAGAGGCCUCUCCUCCUCUGAGCCUGCCCCAGACCCCCACCACACCGACAGCACCCCUCACACCGCUAUCCCAGACCCACUCCGUCAUCACAGCCAACAGCCUCCACAGCGUGGGCCCCAUGCGACGGCGCUACUCUGAAAAGUACAACAUGCCCAUCUCUCCAGAUAUCAGUCAGAACAAAGAGUUUUACAUGAAUGCAGAUGUUAGACCGCCAUUCACGUACGCCUCACUAAUAAGACAGGCGAUCCUCGAAUCUCCAGAAAAGCAGCUAACACUAAACGAAAUCUACAACUGGUUCACACGAAUGUUUGCAUAUUUUAGGCGCAACGCAGCAACGUGGAAGAAUGCAGUCCGGCAUAAUCUUAGUCUUCACAAGUGUUUUGUGCGAGUAGAAAACGUAAAAGGGGCUGUGUGGACAGUCGACGAAAUAGAGUUCCAAAAGAGACGGCCUCAAAAGAUCAGUGGAAGUCCAGCCUUAGUGAAGAACAUCCAGACCAGCUUGGGCUAUGGUCCCACCCUCUCUGCUGCCUUCCAGGCUUCAAUGGCAGAAAACAACAUACCUCUAUACACUACUGCUUCCAUUGGAAGUCCCACCCUCAACUCCCUGGCUAACGCCAUCCGUGAGGAGAUGAAUGGAGCAAUGGACCAUGGAAACAGCAACGGCAGUGACAGCAGCCCAGGACGCUCGCCCCUGCCAGCUAUGCAUCACAUCAGCGUUAAGGAGGAACCACUGGACCCCGAAGACCAUGAAGGGCCCCUCUCCCUGGUAACGACCGCCAAUCACAGUCCGGAUUUCGAUCACCACAGAGAUUACGACGACGACCAGGGCCACGACGACAUGCUGUAAGGGUUAGCGCCAGCCCUCCCCAGCCUCAGAGGCAGAGGCAGUCUGGGUCAUCUGGGAGACGAGAAGCGCUCCGCAGAUAACAAACACUGAACUGCAGUCUCAGCCACUGAUGACAGCUCUCAAAUGUCUCCAAGUUAACUUUUUAGUGCCAUUACAAUACAUAGCAAAAACACACACAAACAACACAGAAAUACACCCGACGUGAGGGUCCUCUUUUCUGAUUCCUUUCUACUUUUGAUUUAAGUAAAGCUUAAAAAGUGAAAACUUCAUUUCUACUCAUGUGUCGGACGGACUUGUUUGGUACGGGGGCGACGUGCUCGCGGUCAGACUCUGGGAGACCCUCGCCGUGCAGCCAGGACGUACUGCACUCUGCGGACUGCAGGAGGGGUUGUGUCUCUCCCCCACCCACCCCCACUCCCUCUCUCUCUUUCUUUUUCUCUCCCUCUCUCUGUCACAGACACACACAUCUAACCACAAACUGAAGAGAGAGAGAAUGACUGACAUUUAAUUUACACCGUGCUUGCGCGUGUGUGUGUGUGUGUGUGUGUGUGUGUGUGUGUGUGUGUGUGUGUGUGUGUGUGGGUGUGUGUGUCUGGGUGUAAGGGAGAACGAGUGCAGACUUCUGUUCAUUGUCACUGCCUUCAACACUUCUGAUUGGUUUGAUUCCAUCUAGGGUGGGAGGGAUGUUUUUAUUUGGGUGUAUUUUUUGUUUGGGGGGUGAGAGGUUCUAAAAUAUCAACAUAAUGUGUCUUUUCCAUCAUUCAAUGCUGUUCUUGAUGUUGCAUCUUUUUUUUUCUUUUUUUUUUAAUUUCUUUAAACUGAUCAGACCUCAUGCCCAUGCUGUGGAGAUUCUGUGUGGUCAGCACUUGAUGAUGAAUGUUUAUGAUUUCCUUUCAUGUUGUUCUUUUAAACACACACACAUGAAGCAGAAUGUCAGAUACCGAGCAGUAUUUUUCUGUCAUUUAUUCCACAAUCUUCCCAGCAUAAGAAAAGAAGAGAAAAAAGAAAAAAAAAAAGUCACCACCACUCUGAGGUGUAGCCCACCCCUCACCCCCUCCCUCAUGAAGUCCAUUGGCAAUGCACUACUCAUAAUGAAGGCUCUCUCCACGCAUCAAUGAAGCUUAAUUUAAGAUGCGAAUGAAUGACAGAGAAAUCAUGCAGGUUAUGGUUUAUCCUUAUGAAAUUAUACUUUAAAACAGCCCCUCACGGCAGAGCAUGCUUAGCUGCAACAGAAUUUCUGAUCACUUACAAGCUCCAGGUUUUUUAAAGCAAAAUGAAAAUGUCAGGUGUGCACCGGCGAGAUAAUGAUUUAGACCAACUAAUUGUGAUUCCUGAACACAACUGUCAUUGUUAAUCAAACGUGUCUGCUUUCCACGCUGUAAUUUCAUUCAGAGCUUGAAAGAUAAACGUGCAUUCCCUGUAGUUUUAUUUGUAUCACACGCAUGACCAGUUUUAAGUUUUUUAGUGAGUGUUAAUAAUUGCACACCAGAUGAAAUGCUCAUUUUCUUUCCUCCAAGGGAACAAAAUCCCAAGACUUUGCAAUAAGACCUAAACAUUGCACAUUCCAGCAUUUGACAGCCAUCAGAAAGGGGCCCAGACGUACAGUAUAUGCCAUGUAGGGGAUGUGGAUGCCUCGUUGUUCAGUGUCACCCAAAAAGCCAAUAGUUGUAGUCCACAACAUUGAACUGAGUGAAAUCCACAUGUGGUUUUGUGACGCAGCGACAAAAAAAUUCCAGCCUUGAUAGAGCUAAAUUUUAAAGAGACCAUGAAUUUCAAGACUGCAAUCAACCACUUUUAAUUUGUUUUAUUUAUUAUCAUUAUUAUUAUUAUUAUUAUUUUAUGUUUUAUUUGGCUUUUUUUUAAGUUGUUAAUGUGUUUUAAUAUCUUGUUCUGUGACUACCAAAGAUAAACUACAAAGUCAAUGUUGUGUGUUCCAUGCAAUAGCUGAUAAGGCCAAAUAUCUCUCCUCCAUUCUCUCCCAUUGGACGAUCUCAGCAGCUGCGGUCGGGCCGGUGGCAGACUGAAUCGAGGGAAAUGCUCCUCAAACUGGUGUUUUCAUUCAUUUUUAUAAUUAAAAAAAAAAAAAACCAAAGGGGGGGUGUCUUGAACAGGACAGCUGCAGUAAUUUUUUGCAGUGACCAAAUCUGAAUGGGAGGCGCUGACAGUCUGACUACAUGAUGACCAAAUUAGGGAAACUUUUUUUUUUUUUUCUUUGGGCCAGUGAGUUGAAAAGGGAGCUUUUUUGGUCAGGAACAGAUUUGUGUGCAACAUAAAGGGUAUGUAGAGAAAGCUGAUGAGGAAAAAUAUACUGGUAAAUGGGAAAAGCUUUGCAGAGAACAAUGUGAAAUGGAUUCUAUACUUCAACUGGACCACACAAUGAUUCAAUGUGUCUCUUCUUUUAUUCCUUAACUUUUGUAUGCUUUGAAAUGAUUGUAUGCCACUUGUUAGGGGUUUUAGUGUCUUUGUUAAGAUUGGCAAGACUUUAUGAUUGUGUUUAGUUUCUGUCAACUUAUUACUUUUUAUAUUAAAAAACACUCCUGUCAACUAAUAAGCUGGGUACAAGGUACUUUAUGGCAGUUAUUGUUAUUGUUAUUGUUAUUAUUUUUUUUUUUUUAAGUUCACCGCUCAUUAACUAAAAAGGAAAAAGGGCAAUCUGUGGUUUCCAGAAGAUGUAUUUAAUAUCCAGGCAGCUGUGGGAUGGGUCAGUUACAGCCGGGGCUAGGAUCGUGAGAACAGAGCCGAGCUCAUCCACAAACCCCCAGUCAUCUGGCUGGUUUGUUUGGUAUUCAAAAAGGAGGGAAAAGCGCUGGUUAGAUUAGAACAUUCUCAGCAUGUGUAGCUUGACAUUACUAAAGAUAACAGCAUGAGAAAACCGUUAGUACGCAUACCUCAUUUCAAACCUAUAGGGAAUGAUUCAAUUAAAUGAGAAGAGAAAUAAACAAACAUUUCACUCAGUUGCACUUAGUUGUAUGUCUUGCAUGUGUAGUCUGAUACUGUAGAGAGAAAAAAGUAAAAAAAAAGAAAAAUGAGAAAAUUAGAGCUUGUUUAUCUUAAAGGUUUCAUCCUUUUUGCCAAAACCAAUCCAAACCUCAGGCCUUUUGUUCAUGGAGAUAUCACCCAGCUGUGUGUGGCACAUUCAUCCUGUCUGUUCUCUGAUGGGUUGUUUUAAGGGCGUUCCAAUAUUAGGUUGUACAUACAUGUCAGUAUAGCCUUUGUCUUUUCCUGUCCUCUCUCUCUCUCUCUUUUGUUUUUUUUUUUUUUUUUUUUUUAAGAUCAAAAAAUACAUUUGUGUUAUGAUGUUUGCUUUAUCGCCACUGCUUUGUAUUAACUAUGAAAUAGCUAUGAGAAAAACUGCUGUAUGUAUUGGAAUAGCAAACUGUGCUGCAAAUGUAUUUUACUUAGUAAUCCUUGCUUUAAAAAAAAAAAAAAAAGAAAAAAAAAGAAAAAAAAAAUCACAUCAUCCUCACAGACAUCUGGGUGAGCUGGGCAGGGGCAGGCUGGGGGGGAGAUUAUCCCCGAUUUUGGAUUUUAAACUGUAAUAUAGAAAACAGACUUUUCUCUGUUAUCAUUGACCUAAGCAUUUUGUACAGAUUUUUUUCCCUCUUUGUGUUAAGCUGUUUUUGAUACUUCCUUUUGAUGGUCCAACCACUGCCUUCUGUGGCUGUAUGUUAAAGAUUACUGCUCUGAGAAAAGGGCAGACAGGUAUAUUUCCUCUACAAGAUGGAAAUAUCUUGCAUGACUAAUCCCAGGGUCACAGAGAUUGGGGUGGUGGGGGUGGGGGUAUGGUUUAAGUGGUCAGUAAUAAUAUAAGGGUGUAUCAAUCUAAUGAUAUUUUAUAUGAAAUUAAUAGGAAAAAGAAGAAAAAUAUGCAGUGCCAAGAUGUAAAGAAUAUUGUUAAAUGCUGUCUUUUUUUUUUUCCUUUUUUUUUGUUUGAGAAAUUCAUUUCACUCGCGCAUCAGAGAUGUGUCUUUCUCAUCCACUUCACGUAGGUAAAAACACAAACAUUUUGUUUGGCAUCAAGAUAUUUAUAUUUUUAUCUCAAGGGUCAUUGUAAAUGAGUCAAACCAAGCACAGCAGGCAGGUCGAAGGUGUAACGUCCUGCAAACUGCGGCCGUGUGGCAUCAGAUCCCCCACAACAUCACACACACACACACACACUGGCACCCGAGCUAAGACGCCAUUGUUUCAUCCAUCACUAACCAUCCAGCCCGCUGUCAUUCCGUCCCCCUCUUUCCUCUUUCUCCCUCUCUCACAUCACACUUUGUUUUUUUUUUCUACAUGGAGGGGGGAGGGAGGGAAAGAAGAAGGGGUAGGGGGAGGCAGCCGAAGAGCUGUCACGGUGCUCUCAUCCUGCAGCAGCUUGUCUUUCUUUCUCUUUCUUUCUUUUUUUUCUUUGAAGAUGUACUCUGUACUUUCUUUUUUUCCUGUUUUUUUAUAGAGAAAUAUUAUUGCUCAUCAUUUCCAUCAGUCUGUAACCUCCUCAUCAUUCCUUGUCUGUCUGAUGCAGACCACUCUCUUGUUGUCAGUGGCGAUGACUGACGUGAGCAUUCUAAACAUGCAAUAAAAUGCUGGUUGUUCA